Ipomoea triloba (trilobed morning glory) is the source of this 2388-nucleotide messenger RNA. RefSeq names its product proline-rich receptor-like protein kinase PERK1. The coding region runs from base 1 to 2016 and encodes 671 amino acids. The transcript is spliced from 8 exons. Gene Ontology annotation, molecular function: ATP binding; protein kinase activity. The record is from RefSeq and is a predicted model, not a curated record. Gene Ontology annotation, biological process: protein phosphorylation. NCBI's taxonomy places the organism in Eukaryota, Viridiplantae, Streptophyta, Magnoliopsida, Solanales, Convolvulaceae.
AUGUCGUCUUCACCAACGCCGGGAUCAGCGCCGGCUCCGACGUCACCCCCAGCGCCACCCACCAACAGUAGUACCACCCCGCCGCCGGCCGCCGGCGCUCCACCACCUUCUACACCAGCGCAAGCUCCUCCACCGUCGACUCCUUCCCCGCCGCCACCUUCCACUCCAGCUCCGUCCACUUCUCCCCCGCCGCCGGCGACGCCGUCCACGCCGGCUCCGUCGGGGACUCCCCCGUCGACUCCUUCUCCACCUUCCAGCUCCCCGUCCCCUCCCUCGGGCACGUCUCCUUCUACUCCGGCGCCGCCGUCGCGGUCCACCCCCUCGCCGCCCGGGACAAGGGAUUCGCCAUCGCCGCCAGCUCCUAGAAGCGGAGGCGGAGGAGGAAGCUCUUCCACCCCAUCCCCGCCGUCUGAUGGUGGAUCGUCGGGGAUAUCGACAGGGUUGGUGGUGGGAAUAGCCAUUGGAGGAGUAUUGAUAUUGGCAGUGCUGAGUUUGAUGUUCAUUUGUUGUAGAAGGAAGAGGAGAAGAGAUCAUGGACAUUACUACCCUCCACCACCACCACAACCACCUUCUGGGCCUAAAGUUGAUCCUUAUGGUGGCCAAAUGCAACAAUGGCAGCAUUAUGCUCCACCGCCUUCCGAUCAUGUUGUUACGAUUCCUCCGAAGCCCACUCCUCCUCCUCCAGGGGCAUCACGUCCUCCGCUCUCUCCUUCUCGGGUUCCGACACCUCAACCGCCACCCCCACCUCUGCCUUACAUGAGCAGCAGUGGAGCUUCGUCCAAUUAUUCAGGGUCUUCGAAUCCACUCCCACCACCUUCACCGGAUAUGGCCUUAGGUUUCUCGAAGAGCACGUUCACUUAUGAAGAAUUGGCAAGGGCAACUGAUGGCUUCUCUGAUGCUAACCUUCUUGGACAAGGCGGUUUUGGCUAUGUGCAUCGGGGAGUUCUUCCUAAUGGCAAAGAGGUUGCGGUUAAGCGGCUAAAAGCUGGAAGUGGACAGGGCGAGAGGGAAUUCCAAGCCGAGGUUGAGAUUAUUAGCCGUGUUCAUCAUAAACACCUCGUUUCUUUAGUUGGGUACUGCAUCACGGGGUCUCAGAGAGUGCUUGUCUAUGAGUUUGUGCCGAAUAAUACCUUGGAAUUUCACUUACACGGAAAGGGAAGGCCUCCAUUGGAUUGGUCCAUGCGACUUAAGAUUGCUUUGGGUGCCGCAAAAGGAUUGGCAUAUCUGCAUGAAGACUGCAAUCCAAAAAUCAUUCACCGAGAUAUCAAAGCUGCCAAUAUACUCCUGGACUUCAAAUUUGAGGCAAAGGUGGCUGAUUUUGGACUUGCGAAACUCACUUCUGACGUUAACACUCAUGUCUCAACACGAGUAAUGGGCACAUUUGGGUACUUGGCCCCAGAAUAUGCUUCCUCGGGGAAACUUACUGACAAGUCUGAUGUGUUCUCGUACGGGGUAAUGCUUCUAGAGUUAAUUACUGGGCGUCGACCUGUUGAUUCUAACCAAGCUUUCAUGGAUGAUAGCUUGGUGGACUGGGCAAGGCCUCUACUCAAUCGAGCUCUGGAAGAUGGAAACUUUAAUUCCCUUGUUGAUCCACGGCUAGAAAAUGAUUACAACCAAAAUGAAAUGUCACGUAUGAUUGCUUGUGCAGCUGCUAGUGUCCGUCAUUCUGCCAGGCGUCGACCUAGAAUGAGCCAGGUUGUUAGGGCUCUAGAAGGAGAUGUGUCGUUGUCUGAUCUUAACGAAGGAAUCAGGCCGGGGCACAGUGCAGCAUACAGUUCAUACGGAAGUUCAGAUUACGAUACAAUGCAAUACAAUGAGGACAUGAAGAAAUUCAGAAAGAUGGCCCUGGGAAGCCAAGAAUAUGGCAGCACUGGCCAGUACAGCAAUCCAACGAGUGAAUACGGGUUAAACCCUUCCGGAUCGAGCAGCGAAGGCCAAACAACGCAAGAAAUGGAAAUGGGUAGGAUGAGGAAAGACAGUAGAGGGUACGGUGGUGGAAGUAAGGGCUUCAACUGAAGGUACUGUGUCGUCUAUGUUCAGAUGCGCAUAUCUGUGUAUAAACUCUACAGGCUAACCCUUACUGUCUCGGCAAUUGCAAGAAACUGCGUGAAUUGUGAAUUGCUUAGCCAACGAGCACAAAUUUUUUUUUUUUCGUUUCCUCCUGAAUUUUGUGUGAAAUAUUCUUACAUUACAUUUUUUCCCCAUCAUUGUAUUUAUUGUGACCUAUAUAUACACCAAAAAGGGAUGAGAUAUUGCUUUAAUUCUUUUCUGUUCAUAUCUUUAGUUUAUCCUCAAUUGGUUGUUCAUGUUUGUUCAGACUUUUGUCUCAGCUUCUUGCUCUGUACGCACAUGAUUUCUUGAAUGAAUAUUUUGUCAGUUGGAUUUGUA